Molecule: messenger RNA, 3342 nt
Organism: Callithrix jacchus (white-tufted-ear marmoset)
Lineage: Eukaryota; Metazoa; Chordata; Mammalia; Primates; Cebidae
Gene: PGBD5
Product: piggyBac transposable element derived 5
Biological process (GO): non-replicative DNA transposition
Cellular component (GO): nucleus
Molecular function (GO): transposase activity
Source: RefSeq, a predicted model, not a curated record
AUGGCCGAGGGCGGCGGGGGCGCGCGGAGGAGGGCGCCGGCGCUGCUCGAGGCGGCCCGUGCGCGCUACGAGAGCCUGCACAUCUCGGACGAUGUGUUUGGCGAGUCCGGCCCGGACAGCGGCGGGAACCCCUUCUACAGCACGUCGGCCGCUUCGCGCUCCUCCUCGGCCGCCUCCUCGGACGACGAGCGCGAGCCCCCGGGACCCGCAGGGGCAGCCCCGCCGCCACCCUGCGCCUCGGACGCGCAGGAGCCGGAGGAGGACGAGGCCGGCGCCGGCUGGAGCGCCACGCUGCGGGACCGCCCGCCCCCGCACUUCGAGGACACCGGCGGUCCCACCCGAAAGAUGCCCCCCAGCGCCAGUGCCGUGGACUUCUUCCAGCUCUUUGUCCCGGACAAUGUCCUCAAGAACAUGGUGGUGCAGACAAAUAUGUACGCCAAGAAGUUCCAGGAGCGGUUUGGGAGCGACGGAGCCUGGGUGGAGGUGACGCUGACGGAGAUGAAGGCGUUCCUGGGCUACAUGAUCUCCACCAGCAUCUCUCACUGCGAGUCCGUCCUCAGCAUCUGGAGCGGUGGCUUCUAUAGCAACCACAGCCUCGCCCUUGUCAUGAGCCAGGCCCGCUUUGAGAAGAUCCUCAAGUACUUCCACGUCGUGGCCUUCCGCUCCAGCCAGACCACCCACGGGCUCUACAAGGUCCAGCCCUUCCUCGACUCCCUGCAGAGCAGCUUCGACUCUGCCUUCAGGCCUUCCCAAACCCAGGUGCUACAUGAACCCCUGAUCGAUGAGGAUCCUGUAUUCAUUGCCACGUGCACAGAACGGGAGCUGCGCAAGAGGAAAAAGCGGAAAUUCAGCCUCUGGGUCAGACAGUGUUCUUCCACUGGCUUCAUCAUCCAGAUUUACGUCCACCUGAAGGAAGGCGGGGGCCCAGAUGGCCUGGAUGCACUGAAGAAUAAGCCCCAGCUCCACAGCAUGGUGGCCAGAAGCCUGUGCCGGAAUGCGGCAGGCAAGAACUACAUCAUCUUCACGGGGCCCAGCAUCACCAGCCUGACCCUGUUUGAAGAGUUUGAGAAGCAAGGGAUUUACUGCUGUGGCUUGCUCAGCGCCCGGAAGAGUGACUGCACCGGCCUCCCACUGUCCAUGCUGACCAACCCAGCCACCCCUCCGGCCCGGGGCCAGUACCAAAUCAAGAUGAAGGGGAACAUGUCCUUGAUCUGCUGGUACAACAAAGGACACUUCCGCUUCCUGACCAACGCCUACUCCCCAGUGCAGCAAGGAGUCAUCAUCAAGAGGAAGAGUGGGGAGAUCCCAUGCCCCUUGGCCGUGGAGGCGUUUGCCGCUCAUCUGAGCUACAUCUGCAGAUAUGAUGACAAAUACAGCAAGUAUUUCAUCUCUCAUAAACCAAACAAGACCUGGCAGCAGGUGUUCUGGUUUGCCAUCAGCAUCGCCAUCAACAAUGCCUACAUCCUGUACAAAAUGUCAGAUGCCUACCACGUGAAGAGGUACAGCCGGGCGCAGUUUGGGGAGAGACUCGUCAGAGAGCUGCUGGGCUUGGAGGAUGCCUCUCCAACCCACUGAUGCUGGGAGGGCAGGACUUGGUCAGGGGAGGGGUGAGAGGAGGAGAGCCUGCCAUUCAGAUCUGCCCAUCAGAGACCCGGAGACGCCCUGCUGCGUGGCUUGCUGCCUGGGAGGGAUGUGCAGGGCCUCUGGAGGGACAGGACGGACUGGGUCAGAGGACGGUUGCUGUCCUCGUUUGCAUUCCAAGAAAAGCAUGUCCUCCCUCGGAAAAGAGUGCCCCCGGUGUGGUGAGCACCUGCACCUGUGUUCUCAAGGGCAGAUUCUCUCAUGACAUCCGUGGAGCUUGCGAGGUCACAUGGACUGGCGAUUGUCCCCUGUGAUAGGAUGAGCUGGAGCAUGCUCUAAGAGAUAUGCCUGCUUCCUGAAGAUCUACAGUAACCUUGGACAUGGUUCAAGUCCGUGGCUUGAAGGAAGCAAAGACACCCUGCAUGGUUACAACGGUUCGGGUAUGGGGGAAGGCCGGAGGGUUUUCCAGCAUUUUCCUCAUGCGAGCACCUUUGAAUGAGUCUCUUAGAAGACAUACAUCCUGGGUGUGCAGGAGUGAGAUGGGGAGUGGGUGCCCAUUCUGAAAGAUGAGGCAUUCCUGCUCAUUUCCUCUGCUGAGCUGGUGGGCAGGGGCGAAAGGGAAAUGCCAAAAAAUUGCAGUGAAAGGUGAUGCUAUUUUUUAUUUUUUAAAAUAUCUUCAGGUUAUUUUCUUACUGUUGCUUCAGAUCUAAUGUAAAAGGCAGACGUUCCCUCCUUUCCACCCCCCACACUGACCCCGGCCCCAGUCACGGUUCCUUGCAUGAUCACAGUUCUGUUCUGGCCUGUGGCAGGGCCGGGAAGGGCCACUGGCUUCCAGAACAGAUGUGGUUGCUCCUCACGAGGCCCACAGGGAGCCCGUGGGCCCUAAGCUUUAUCGCACAUGUCAUCACUGGCAGAAUUACUUGUCUGUUGCUGAAACACACAGCUGACUUCUCUACGACGGCCAUUUGCUCAUUGUCUUUCCUCCGUGUGUAGCGGGUGACCCUGGCAGCGUUUGCCUUCUCAGAGUGGCCCCUCAGAACAGUAGGGCCGGCCUUGGAAAAACCCCAACACAGGACCGUGUUGGCAACCCUGGUCAGAUGUGAUUUGACACCAUGAGGGCCGGAGGUGGCUGCUCGCCACAGGACUGGAAAGGCUGCGUGCCCAGCACUGGCAGUGAGCUCACAGGUCCCCCCGGCUGAUCUGGGCUCUUUCGCAACCCAGGUUUAUGCAUCUCCAGGGAGGCCUCGGCACCAGAGUGGUCGGCGGGUCUGACAGUCCUCACAGACCAGAAACGGAAUUUCUGGGAUGACUCGGUCCCCCUUCAACCCAGUUUAUGUAACCACCUCAUUUUUUACAAACGCAGAAUCUAUUCUACUCAGGCUUUGGGACUCUGUCCUUGUCCUCACUCAGUUAUCGCGAGUAUUGCUGUCCGCAUGCUCCAGGCCCCACGUCGUUCCUGUGCUCUAUGUCACGGUGACUCCCCUGCCCUGUGGUUGGAAUUCAAUGCCACGGAUUGCAGGCCACGGAUGCAGGCCAAAUUCUAGAUCGUGUUUCCAAACACCCUUGCCGUGCCCUAAUUGGAGUGAAAGCACUUUUGCCACAUGGAGAAAUAUAUUUUUAAUUUGUGAUGCUUUUCUACAAGGUCCACUCUUUCUGAGUUUAACGUGUUUCCACCACUUAAGGAGACGCUAAUGAAAGCCGAUGAAGUUUCUUUUCUGUCCAAACAAGUAAAAUAAAAAUAAAGGUCUAUUUAGAUGUUGA